Messenger RNA from Drosophila obscura, 1538 nucleotides. RefSeq names its product juvenile hormone epoxide hydrolase 1 (gene Jheh2). Gene Ontology annotation, molecular function: epoxide hydrolase activity. The coding region runs from base 78 to 1469 and encodes 463 amino acids. The transcript is spliced from 4 exons. Lineage: Eukaryota; Metazoa; Arthropoda; Insecta; Diptera; Drosophilidae. Gene Ontology annotation, biological process: epoxide metabolic process. The record is from RefSeq and is a predicted model, not a curated record.
AAUUAUUUCUGUGUGGCGAGCCGCGACGAUCGGCUGUGAAAUUGAAAGUAAUUUAUGUGCCUAAAUAAUUGCGCAUAAUGUCGAAUGUAUUUGUACGAUUCCUGAUCGGAGGCCUUGCCAUGUUGGCCGCCGUAGGGUACAAGAACUACCGCGAUCUGUCGGCGCCCGGCAAGCGGCCCGAUCUCGACAACAAUGCCUACUGGGGACCACAGCUAAGCAAACAGAGCAACAAGGAGAACAAGGCCAUCUUGCCGUAUGACAUCACCGUCAAUCCAGAGGUAAUAGCCGAUCUGAAGAGCCAGCUGAGUCGUCCGCUGAAGCUACAGGCACCGCUGGAGGGUGUGGGCUUUGAGUAUGGAUUCAAUGCGAACGAGCUGCAAAAGGUGGUGCAAUACUGGCGAGACACAUACCUGACCAACUGGAGUGAGCGAGAGGAGUAUCUGAAGAAACUGGAUCACUUCCAAACCGAGAUACAGGGAUUGAAAAUUCACUUUAUUCAUGCCAAGCCGAACAAGGAAGCCGUAAAAAAGGGCAAGAAGGUGCUGCCCCUCCUCUUGAUGCACGGCUGGCCGGGCACUGUGCGCGAGUUUUACGAUUUCAUUCCCCUGCUGACCACAGCCAGCGACAAGAGUGACUACGUCUUCGAGGUGAUUGCGCCCAGUUUGCCGGGCUAUGGAUGGUCUCAGGGCUCAUCAAAGACUGGCUUUGGCGUGGCCCAGGUGGCUGUGGUGAUGCGUAAUCUGAUGCUCCGUCUGGGCUUUGAGAAGUUCGUUGUGCAGGGCGGUGACUGGGGCUCGCUGAUAGGCUCCAAUUUGGCCUCGCUCUUCCCGGAGAAUGUGCUCGGCUAUCACUCGAACAUGUGCGGCAACAACAGUCCCAUGGGCAACCUGAAACUGGCGCUAUCCUUGGUCUUUCCCAGCUGGUUCGUCGACAACCAGUUCGCGCAUUUUUACAAGGGCUUUGGUGGCAUCUUCUCCAUCAUGAUGGAGGAGAUGGGCUAUGCCCACAUCCAGGCCAGCAAGCCGGACACUAUUGGCAACGCUUUGAUCGAUAAUCCCAUUGGCCUGGCCUCCUACAUCCUGGAAAAGUUCUCCACGUGGACGAAUCCCGCGUUCAUGACGCUGCCAGAUGGCGGCCUCACCAAGCGCUUCACCUACGACCAGCUGCUGGACAACGUCAUGAUCUACUAUGUAACCAACUCCAUCACCACCUCCGUGCGCCUCUACUCCGAGUCGAUGAACAAGGCACAACUUGGCCUGGCUGUCGACUCCCUGCCCAUUACGGCCAAGACUGGAUGCACUCGUUUCGCCCAUGAAAUCGCCCACUUCCCAGACGGCGUGCUGGCCAACAAGUUCCCCAAUCUGGUGCACAGCACCCACUUCCAGGACGGCGGACACUUCCCGGCCUUCGAGUUGCCGCAGCAGCUGUACGAAGACUUCACGGCCUUUGUGCAGAAAGCCGAACUCUGAUCGAAUAUCCGAUCCGUAUUCGCCUGGAAUGCAAUAAAUACGCUUAUGUUUUUCUCUGUUCAAACAAAA